AUGACCCAAGAACAAUCAAACAUUGACGAUGCUUUUACGGCCACCUAUGCCGUCCCAAUGCACUGCAUGGGUUGCUUCAACUCUGUCAAGGACGCUGUUUCCGUACUUCCUGGCUUUGCCUCCAUUUCCCCAGAUCUCCAAAACCAGAUCGUCACGAUCACAGGUUCCACUGCACCCUCAGCUGUCGUCCGUUCCAUCCAGGCGAUUGGCAAGGACGCCAUUGUCCGCGGUACUGGCGCACCUAACUCUGCCGCCGUCGCUAUUCUUGAAGUUUUCCGUAAAAACGUUGCCUUUUCUUCUGCUCACUCUGUCAAGGGCUUGGCUCGUAUUAUCUCAGUCAGCCCUACAAAGUCUCUUUUUGACAUCACCCUGAGCGGAGUCCCCGCAGGCACUUAUUACACAUCUAUUCGCACUGGCGGCUGCCUUGUCGAUGGCGCUCAGUCGGCAGGUGGUGAGUACCAGGAACUCGGUUCCAUUGUUGUUGAAGACAAUUGUGCCCAGCCUGGAGCCCCUCCAGCCCCAUUAGACGGUGAGAUCCCAAAUACUUUUGGCCAAUCUUAUGUCACUAGAAACAUUAAGAUUUCUGACAUCAUCGGCCGCUCCAUUGCUGUCAGUAAAACCCCGGUCCCUGAUGAGGACUCCGUCAUUGGCGUCAUUGCUCGCAGCGCUGGUGUCUGGCAAAACGACAAGACUGUCUGCAGCUGCUCCGGAAAGACUGUCUGGGAAGAACGCAAGGAUGCUGUUGUUAAGGGUGUCCUGUAG
Molecule: messenger RNA, 762 nt
Organism: Magnusiomyces paraingens
Lineage: Eukaryota; Fungi; Ascomycota; Dipodascomycetes; Dipodascales; Dipodascaceae
Exons: 2
Coding region: 1-762 (253 amino acids)
Biological process (GO): superoxide metabolic process
Molecular function (GO): metal ion binding
Source: RefSeq, a predicted model, not a curated record